AUGAUAUUCCCGUCUAAACAAAAGACAGUUGAUGACAUCAUAUCGACCACCAAGCUCGCUAUUCCCGAUAAGGAUCAGGCAAAAAGUAACUUCGGUGUUUUAUUUUUUUCUAAUAGCCAGUGCGGAGUUGGGAAGAAUGUUAUGUUAACCCAAAAGUGGUCGAUAGAUUCCCUGCCCAAAGUUAUGCCUAUGUGUCAGCGGGCGGAAAAGGCGUGGUUUCGAUUGGGCGGGACGAGGGAAGGAGAUAGGACAUCGCGGAUGUUCCUCAUUCAAAUUUCGCAGCUGUCUGGAGUGGCGAGAAUUUUCGGCGGGAUUAAGAGUUAUCUGGGGCCGUAA
This is a messenger RNA of Leptosia nina, 336 nucleotides long. Lineage: Eukaryota; Metazoa; Arthropoda; Insecta; Lepidoptera; Pieridae. The record is from the annotation of a GenBank genome assembly.